AUGAGGGAUUAUUUUGAUGAAAAUCCAACAUGGGGUCCCAACGUAUUUAGGCGGCAUUUUCGGAUGCGGAAAGAGUUAUUCACUCGCAUAGUGAAUGCCUUGGAAGCCAACAACACAUGGUUUCAACAAAGACCCGAUGCCACAGGGAAGAAAGGGUACGAGUGCUUGCGCCACUUCUGCCGAGGUGUUAUUGAGGUUUUCGGUGCACACUACUUGAGGAGGCCAACCGUUGAUGACUAUCAGCGUUUGAUGAAAAUGCACGAGCAGAGGCAUGGCUUUCCUGGAAUGCUCGAAAGUCUUGAUUGUAUACACUGGACAUGGAAAAAUUGUCUAGUAGCAUGGAAAUGCCAAUUCACCAAUGGCGAUCAUGGAGUCCCAACAAUUAUGCUUGAAGUGGUUGCAUCUCAAGAUUUGUGGAUUUGGCAUGUUUUUUUUGGAGUUGCAGGGUCCAACAAUGAUAUAAACGUGCUCAAUCAAUCUCCACUAUUCAACGUCGUUCUACAAGGGCGAGCGCCUUCCAUCCCAUUCACAGUAAAUGGCACGCAAUAUGCUCAUGGAUACUACCUAACAGACGGUAAAUAUCCUGAGUGGACAACUUUUGUCAAGAGCUUCCAACAUCCUCAAGAUCCAAAAAGAAGGAAGUUCAAGGAAAUGCAAGAAGCUGCGAGGAAGGAUGUAGAACGCACAUUUGGGGUUCUCCAAGCUCGUUGGGCAAUGAUUAGAGGUCCGAGUCGCCUCUGGUAUAAAGAAAACAUCACUGACAUUAUGUAUGCUUGCAUUAUUUUACAUAAUAUGAUAAUUGAAGAUGAAGGGAAAAUGGCAAGUCAGUGGGUCGAAGACGAACCAAGCACGUCGAGCAAUAAUAUUGCAGGGAAAAUAAAUCGUGGUUUGGUAGGAGGAUUCAACGAGUACCUCAAAAGGGGUGCUAGAGUACGUGACAAAACAAUACAUCACCAACUUCGAUCCGAUCUGGUUGAGCACGUGUGGGCGCGAUUCGGCGAUGAUUAG
This is a messenger RNA of Salvia miltiorrhiza (redroot sage), 1008 nucleotides long. RefSeq lists its product as uncharacterized. The record is from RefSeq and is a predicted model, not a curated record. Bases 1 to 1008 code for a protein of 335 amino acids. NCBI's taxonomy places the organism in Eukaryota, Viridiplantae, Streptophyta, Magnoliopsida, Lamiales, Lamiaceae. The transcript has 2 exons.